Messenger RNA from Oncorhynchus nerka (sockeye salmon), 2322 nucleotides. RefSeq lists its product as uncharacterized. The transcript has 7 exons. The record is from RefSeq and is a predicted model, not a curated record. Lineage: Eukaryota; Metazoa; Chordata; Actinopteri; Salmoniformes; Salmonidae. Bases 132 to 767 code for a protein of 211 amino acids.
ACGCUAGGCUCCAGCUUUAUUCUCUGUCUGCACACGAGUAACCUGAUUCCCAGGGCAACCGUUGCCACCGCAAAACACCCAAGACCGGACUCCACUGCUGGGGAAACACAAGGCACAGCCCUGUCUACGGAAUGAAACUUCCUGCUGUUUGCUUGAAUUCCACAACUCUGUCUAUUCCUCGAUCCACACCUGUCCGCCAAAGUCGCUACCUUAUGGUCACUCCCCUGACAUUGCCCAUCAUCAUCUCACCUGCCUCGGCAGUACUGCCAGUCAGCCAGUCUGUCCCCAGACUGGACCCCCUCCAUCCUCCUCUGGCCAAUAGACGGACUGUCAGCCUGGAGACCCCUGCUGUGCAUCACCACAACCACCAGAGGGCACUGGUUAUGCAGAGAAAGGAGCACUAUAGGUAUCACCAGGUGUGGCGGAAGCCAUUCUACGGAUCUUGCACUGAAAGAGAGGAGUACAGAUCGGAGGUACGUCAGCAGCUGAAGAGGCAGAUGGAGGAGAAGAGGGCGGGGCUGAUGCUGAAGUUGACCAGUAAGGCAGAGGAGGCUGAGUUUUUACAGGAAGUGGAUCGCUUGGCUCUGUCCAGUGAGAAACAGCAGAGGAUCCAGCACAGCAGAGCGAUGAGCCACUACAGAGAUGAGAACAAGAAGCUGAUGGAACAGAGCUGGAUGGACAGGGCACUGAUUCGCUCUCAGGAGGCCCUGAUGGAGAGAGAACUGCUACGCCACAACCCCAUUAAUUGGAGCGGCACACUGAAAUAGAAGCACACACCUGUUCACACAUUCUCUUUUUCCAUAGCUAGCUUUAUAGGGGACUUCACUAUUUUUAGGGUUAUUUAAUUAGGCAAGUCAGUUACGAACAAAUUCUUAUUUACAAUGACGGCCUACCCCAGCCAAACCCUAACGACGCUGGACCAAUUGUGUGCCGCCCUAUGGGACUCCCAAUCACGGCCAGUUGUGAUACUGGCUGGAAUCGAACCAGGGUCUGUAGUGACACUUCUAGAUGCAGUGUCUUAGAUAGUAGCUUCUGAGUGGUGCAGCGGUCUGUUUCCUUAAAUGGCUUUCAUCUAUCGCCUACAUGCAACAGCAGUGUUUUAGUAAGGUCUUCAGCAAUGAGCAGCAGUAGUUCAAAUUAAAUUGCUUUUAGUUCAUUUCAACAUGUCAAAUAAAAAUGGUGAAAGGAUAUUGUAAAGAAAAUAGCACUCUGGGGGAAAAAAAAUGGUCAUAAUGCAAGUAAGUGCAGCUGGGAAUCUUAGGCCUAACAUACACACAUACUGGUUCUGGAACCUAAGGACAUGAUUAAAAAUAAAAUAAAAAGAUUAUUGAAAAUGAAAAAAUAUAAUUUGAAUAAAUGUUUUAUUCUAAGCGCACUAGCUUUAGUAGAUACUCAGGAUGAGGGUGGAACAACGUAUUGGGAUUGAGUGGAUGCACAUGUUGACACAGUUCUGAUAAAAUACACUUGUGCUUUGUACAGUCGUGGCAAAAAAGUUUUGAGAAUGAGACAAAUUUAUUUCCACAAACUUUGCUGGUUCAGUGUCUAGAUAUUUUUGUCAGAUGUUACUAGGGAAUACUGAAGUACAAUUACAAGCGUCAAAGGCUUUUAUUGACAAUUUACAUGAAGUUGAUGCAGAGUCAAUAUUUAAAGUGUUGACCCUUCUUUUCAAGACCUCUGUAAUCCACCCUGGCAUGCUGUCAAUUAACUUCUGGGCCACAUCCUGACUGUUGGCAUCCCAUUCUUGCAUAAUCAAUGCUUGGAGUUUGUCAAAAUUUGUGGGUUUUUGUUUGUCCACCCACCUCUUGAGGAUUGACCACAAGUUCUCAAUGGGAUUAAGGUCUGGGGGGUUUCCUGGCCAUGCACCCAAAAUAUCAAUGUUUUGUUCCCCGAGCCACAUAGUUAUCAUUUUUGCCUUAUGUCAAGGUGCUCCAUCAUGCUGGAAAAGGCAUUGUUCGUCACCAAACUGUUCCUGGAUGGUUGGGAGAAGUUGCUCUCUGAGGAUGUGUUGGUACCAUUCUUUAUCCAUAGCUGUGUUCUUAGGCAAAAUUGUGAGUGAGCCAGCUCCCUUGGCUGAGAAGCAACCCCACACAUGAAUGGUCUCAGGAUGCUUUACUGUUGGCAUGACACAGGACUGAUGGUAGCGCUCACCUUGUCUUCUUCGGACAAGCUUUUUUCCGGAUGCCCCAAACAAUCGGAAAGGGGAUUCAUCAGAGAAAAUGACUUUACCCCAGUCCUCAGCAGUCCAAUAUUUUGCAGAAUAUCAGUCUGUCCCUGAUAUUUUUCCUGGAGAGAAGUAGUUUCUUUGCUGCCCUUGACACCAGG